CAAUGCCAAAAUACAGAAUUAGUUUUCUAGGAUUUCUCUGCACAUUCGCUGCUGUUAGUGCCGGUGGGCCCACCCUGGUGCUCCUCGAUAAUCUUGCUAUUAAGGAAACACACUCCAUCUUCUUCAAAUGGCUUCAAGAUCGCGAUUACACUCUGACCUUCAAACUGGCAGAUGACGCUAACUUGGUGCUCUCCAAAUACGGCGAAUUUCUGUACAAACAUCUGAUAAUAUUCGCACCAUCAGUGGAAGAGUUUGGUGGAGCUCUGAAUGUCGACACUGUAACAGAUUUCAUUGACGGAGGUGGCAAUGUUCUAGUGGCGGGAUCUUCUCAAUCUGGAGAUGUUCUGCGAGAGCUAGCUUCGGAAAAUGGCUUUGAAGUCGAUGAAGAAGGAGCAACAGUUAUCGAUCACCUCAAUUACGAUGUCAGUGACAGUGGUCACCACACAACGAUCGUCGCAGACGCUGAGAAUCUCAUCAACGCCCCAGUCAUCGUGGGGAGCAAAGAUGUUGCUCCACUUCUUUACCAGGGAACUGGACUCAUUGCUGAUCCGGAGAAUCCGCUAGUGCUCCGAUUACUCACUGCUUCGAGCUCGGCCUACUCUUACAACUCUGAUCAGCCUGUUAAAGAGUAUCCUCACGCUGUAGGGAAAAACACUUUGUUGAUUGCUGCAUUGCAAGCAAGGAACAAUGCUCGCGUACUUUUCUCGGGGUCUCUAUUCUUCUUUAGUGACGAGGCCUUUACUAGCUCUGUUCAGAAAGCUCAAGGUGGAAAAAAAUACGAAAAAUCAGGAAAUGAAGCAGUAGCAAAAGCCAUGACUCAAUGGGUAUUCAAAGAGAACGGUGUGAUUCGUGUUUCCUCAGUAGAUCAUUACAGGAUUGGUGAAGACAAGCCUCCAGCUGCCUAUACAAUCAUGGAGGACGUCAUUUACUCAAUCACAGUUGAGAAACUCUCAGGUGAUAAGUGGGUACCGUACGAAGCCAACGAUCUACAACUCGAGUUUGUACGAAUUGAUCCAUUCGUCAGGAUGACGAUGACACCCUCUGGUUAUGGGAAGUACGAGGCACGAUUCAAAAUACCCGAUGUCUACGGAGUUUAUCAAUUCAAGGUCGAUUACAAGAGAAUUGGCCUCACCCAUUUGUACAGCACUACGCAAGUAUCUGUACGACCUCUACAGCAUACACAGUACGAACGUUUCAUUCCAAGUGCAUAUCCAUAUUAUGCUAGUGCCUUCUCCAUGAUGGCAGGCGUUUUUAUUUUCUCUCUAGUAUUUCUUCAUUAUAAAGACCCUCAAGUCAAACCCAAAGCCGAAUGAAGGGAUUAAUUUUAUACGUGUAGGAAGCAUUGGAGGGAGAAAAUGACAGGAGUAAUGUGGUACUUUUGAUUCUUAAAGGAUUACCUUUCAAAACUUAUUUGUUUUUUUUUUCCUAUUAUAUAAUUAAUCUGAAAUUAUAUGAGUUGAUAUUUGGAGUCUUUUAUGAGUACGCAUAAUAUUAUAUCAGAUAGAAAAAAAUAUGGUGAAUGUAAAAAUGCAAAAAAAAUCAAUAUAAGAUUUGAAGGAUAAUUCACUUGGGCCUUACAUAUAUAUUUAUAAUUUAAAUAUUUGAAUUGAUAUGAUAAGUCCGUUCCCCUCGUUUGAGAAUAUUGAAUGAAAAGUCCACUUUACUCCACUCAAUCCGACUAAAUACUAAAAAAAACGUGAUACAUUGUAAUACAUUGUCAAAAGAAUGAGUUUAUCACUUCAGUCUGUUUUUAAUCUCUUCGCAUAAACACAGUUCUCUAUAAACAA
Diachasmimorpha longicaudata is the source of this 1787-nucleotide messenger RNA. RefSeq names its product dolichyl-diphosphooligosaccharide--protein glycosyltransferase 48 kDa subunit (gene Ost48). Gene Ontology annotation, cellular component: endoplasmic reticulum membrane; oligosaccharyltransferase complex. Lineage: Eukaryota; Metazoa; Arthropoda; Insecta; Hymenoptera; Braconidae. The transcript has 3 exons. Bases 3 to 1313 code for a protein of 436 amino acids. The record is from RefSeq and is a predicted model, not a curated record.